AUGAAGUUUAUUUCCUGUCUUUUUUUUUUUUUUUUUUUUUUGGUCGUUAUUCUUCACCAGUAUGGUAAGAUAUCAUUUCAAAGAACCUUAUUCAUGACACUCAAAGUAAAUGAGAAAAAGACUUUACUUGAGUAUGUCUUGGAUAAUACGGGCAAGGAUGUUCCAUUACUACCCAGUUUGAAAGAGUACAUGGAAACGGUGGAUGUAUACCAAUCCAAAAAACGACCUGUACCUGUAAUUCCAAUUCAAGAAUCAUUUGACGACUUUAUGAAAGAGUUAGUAACUCGCUUAGUUAUGGAAAAAUCAAACAACGUUAUAGCUUAUGGGUAUAAAACUUCAGCAACGGACACUCGAAGUGCAUUUACAACAUUUCAUCCGAGUGGUAAUUUCGUUUUAACUCACAUUACAAGCCAUAACUGGAGUACAAUCUUUCUGUUGCUCGGACCUAAAAUUUUUUUAGAUCUACUAGUUAAUAAUAAGGGGUUUGUUAACAAGCUGCAUGGUGAAUCCGUUCAAAUAUUUGGGGAUGUUAGUUCCCACAGAAAGACUGUACCCGUUUCCAAAUCAAUAACCAAAUUCAAUGUGCUUUACAACACCUAUAAUAGAGACUACUCGCGUUUUGCGAUAAUCAGACCAGGUAUCCAAAUUAUAUUGCAGGAUAUUUUUUCCUUUUCUGGUUUAAAUCCAGGAAGAUCAUCCAAAAGAUGUCGAGGUCUUAAAAGUUUGCUCUCAAGAAUCCUUGCUAAUGAUAGGAAGUGUAGAUACGAUAUUCUAUAUGCUAAGUUUAUUGGCACAUCAAAGUGCAACUUUGCAAACGUAAUGAGUAACGAGACGGAAAUGCCCAAGGUUAUUCAGUUUGUACUUUUGAUAUUGGGUAAAUUGUUACCUUUAGAUGCUUGGGGAGGUAUUUCCAAUAAAAAGAUUCUAAAGGACCGAGUGGUUGAUUUUUUGUUACUUGGGGCAAAUGAAAAGUUACAUAUGGAUGAUUUGUUCAGAGGAAUUAAGCUUAAAGAUUUCAAGUGGUUGGGCAGAGCUAACCAGAUUUCUUCAAAGCAGGAUUUUGAACUUCGAACUACUUUUCUAAAGGGGUAUCUUUGGUGGUUGUUUGAUUAUGUACUUAAAAAUAUCCUUCGUACUUUCUGGUACAUUACGGAAACUUCUAGUAUAAUGAGUUCCGAGUUGCAUCAUUUCCCACAGUAUUUAUGGAAAGGAUUAUAUGAAUCAUGGGUGUCCAAAUAUGCAAACAAAAAUCUUGUAAAAAUGCCAUCCAAAAUACAAAAAGAACAGCUACCAUGUGGGAAGAUUAAACUCAUACCCAAGCGGUCAAGUUUCCGUGUUAUUUGUGUACCAAGCAAAAGAUCCUUGAAAUUAAUAAACCAAAAAUUAGAUCCCGAUGUGUUGGAGAAAGAGAAACAGGAAUUUGAAAGAUAUAGAAAAGAAGUUCUACUGCCAGUGGGUCAAAUACUACGUUUGAAAUUAUCGAAACUAAAACAUCAAUAUGCAAGUUAUAGGGCAUCCGUACACUCCAGUUCCGAGGUGGCUGAUCAAAUACUAGAUUAUAGAGAUUCUUUGCUUGUUAGAUUUGGCAAACUCCCGAAGCUUUAUAUUAUAAAAUUUGAUAUGAAGGAAUGCUAUGAUAGACUCAGCCAACCAGUAUUGAUGCAAAAGCUUGAGGAACUUUUCAAAAACGAGGAUAAUAACACUCUGUAUUAUGUUCGACACUAUGCUCAGUUAGAUAUGUCUCACAAAUUGAAAAAAGUGAAAACCACCAUAGAUACCAAAUAUCACAAUUUGAACAUUUUAUCGAGCUGUACGCAUAACAACAACUAUGGAACUUUGGUUGAUAAGACCAAGACAACAGUAUUGCAGAAAGGUAACAUCUUGGAAAUUUGCCGAAGUCAAAUCUACGAUGUAGUUGGUUCAGUAAAAGAUGCGCAAGGAUAUUUGCACCUAUAUAAAAGGAAACGAGGCGUGUUUCAAGGGUUCUCAUUGCUGUCUAUAUUUUGCGAUAUACUUUAUAGUGCAAUGGUCCAUGAUUGCUUCGAUUUUUUGUGGAAAUCGAAACUGGAUUUUUUAUUUGUACGAUUAGUCGAUGAUUUUUUGCUUCUCACACCGGAUUCCAAUGUUUAUCAUCAAAUGCAAGAUAUAAUAUCAGGAAAAUUACUUGAGAGCUAUGGAGCGUUUGUUAACAAGGAUAAAACAGUUGUUGUCAACCAGACAACUACUAGUCCAACUAUAGAUUUCGUUGGGCUCGAAUUGAAUACAACAGACCUAAGUAUCAAGAGGAACUCCAGCCUGAUAAGUUUAGUAACCACAAAUUUUAGAACAUUCAAGACUUUGGUUAAACAUUUAAAGACUUUCUAUCAAUGGAAUUUGGAAGGAUUUCUCUUGGACUGUUGUUCUGGGGUAUUAGAAAAUGUCCUUGGAAAUACUGCGUCACUACUUAGGUUAAUUUUGAGGGAGUUCAAAACAAAGUUUGCGUCCAUUGCAAAACACGAUACAUUUCAUUGUUACAAAUUUAUCAAAUUCCUAUAUGACAUAAGUAAUUACACAAUCGUUAAAUACGUUGAAACCAACAGCGACUGGGAUGGAGCACCUGAACUAUUGAAUUACGUUAAACAAAUAAUUGUCAAGGAAUCUUCCUCUUUCGAGGAUUAUCUGGAAAUAGUAGACUGGGUACAAACUUUAAAUAUAUAA
Molecule: messenger RNA, 2697 nt
Organism: Candida dubliniensis CD36
Lineage: Eukaryota; Fungi; Ascomycota; Pichiomycetes; Serinales; Debaryomycetaceae
Gene: TERT
Product: Tertp
Exons: 1
Coding region: 1-2697 (898 amino acids)
Biological process (GO): telomere maintenance via telomerase
Cellular component (GO): telomerase catalytic core complex
Molecular function (GO): telomerase RNA binding; telomeric repeat DNA binding
Source: RefSeq, a predicted model, not a curated record